AUGUCUGUUCAGAUAGACAGUCACCAGUCAAUUAUCGACUAUUGCCGUUCUUGCCCAGAUGAUCAACUUAUUGGAGGCUCGAAGUACGGCAACCGAGUCGUUAAGCUACCGAACUAUGACUUGGUAGUCAAGUUUGGCCAGCAUGUCUCUUCCUACGAGGCAAAGAAUCAGCAAGAAGCGUAUAACACGAUUGAUCACAACGUCGUCAUAGUCCCUUGGGCUCAUAAGUUUUUUGUGGACGAUGAGGGCUGGGGCUACAUGGUAUCGGAUUUUAUUCCGGCCAAGACUAUCGAUCCUCUUCCGGAAUCUCAUAUUCGAAGACUGGCCAAGAUUCUUGAAUAUUUUCACUCUAUUACCUCUGAGAGUACCGGUAGCCUAUGUGGUGGCCCGUCGACUGGCCUACUCUGGCCAUUUACGAAUGAUCUAUUUAUUAGCAGUGUCCAACAUGUGGAAGACUGGUUUAACAGUCGGCUUUUUCCCGGAGACGGCGAAGUUCAUUUUGAUCCGAGCCCAUCGGUGCUAUGCCAUCUAGAUAUAGCCCCGAGAAACAUUAUUUGGUUGGACGAUGGCCGUGUCAGUCUACUGGACUGGGAAUCAGCAGGAUUUUAUCCACGACCAUUGGAAUUUGCCAGUUUAUUCUUUCAAGAAUAUCAUUUUGGCGAGGCGCUUCUAAAUGCUAUGGGUUUCGGCUCUGCACAUGAGAAAGAAGAGCAACAGAAGAUGUGCCAGGCAUUGUUUAACAAUGAAAAGUACUCCUUAACCGUCCUCGCAUUCCUCACCAGCUGA
Molecule: messenger RNA, 786 nt
Organism: Penicillium verhagenii
Lineage: Eukaryota; Fungi; Ascomycota; Eurotiomycetes; Eurotiales; Aspergillaceae
Exons: 2
Coding region: 1-786 (261 amino acids)
Source: RefSeq, a predicted model, not a curated record